Messenger RNA from Knipowitschia caucasica, 870 nucleotides. The record is from the annotation of a GenBank genome assembly. Lineage: Eukaryota; Metazoa; Chordata; Actinopteri; Gobiiformes; Gobiidae.
AUGAGGUCCCCCCCUGAGCAGGUCCAGGAGAAAGAGGUCCGAGUCCCACCUACACAUGAAGUUCCCCCCCUGAGCAAGUCCAGGAGAAAGAGGUCCGAGUCUCACCCACACAUGAGGUCCUCUGAGCAGGUCCAGGAGAAAGAGGUCCAGGAGAAAGAGGUCCGAGUCUCACCCACACAUGAGGUCCCCCCCGAGCAGGUCCAGGAGAAAGAGGUCCGAGUCUCACCCACACAUGAGGUCCCCCCUGAGCAGGUCCAGGAGAAAGAGGUCCAGGAGAAAGAGGUCCGAGUCUCACCCACACAUGAGGCCCCCCCUGAGCAGGUCCAGGAGAAAGAGGUCCGAGUCUCACCCACACAUGAGGUCCCCCCUGAGCAGGUCCAGGAGAAACAGGUCCGAGUCUCACCCACACAUGAGGUCCCCCCUGAGCAGGUCCAGGAGAAAGAGGUCCAGGAGAAACAGGUCCGAGUCUCACCCACACAUGAGGUCCCCCCUGAGCAGGUCCAGGAGAAACAGGUCCGAGUCUCACCCACACAUGAGGUCCCCCCUGAGCAGGUCCAGGAGAAAGAGGUCCGAGUCUCACCCACACAUGAGGUCCAGGAGAAACAGGUCCGAGUCUCACCCACACAUGAGGUCCCCCCUGAGCAGGUCCAGGAGAAAGAGGUCCAGGAGAAACAGGUCCGAGUCUCACCCACACAUGAGGUCCCCCCUGAGCAGGUCCAGGAGAAACAGGUCCGAGUCUCACCCACACAUGAGGUCCCCCCUGAGCAGGUCCAGGAGAAAGAGGUCCGAGUCUCACCCACACAUGAGGUCCCCCCUGAGCAGGUCCAGGAGAAACAGGUCCGAGUCUCACCCACACAUGAGGUCCUCUGA